This is a messenger RNA of Plodia interpunctella (Indianmeal moth), 4131 nucleotides long. RefSeq names its product serine/arginine repetitive matrix protein 1-like. The record is from RefSeq and is a predicted model, not a curated record. Gene Ontology annotation, cellular component: NuRD complex. The transcript has 21 exons. Bases 157 to 2157 code for a protein of 666 amino acids. NCBI's taxonomy places the organism in Eukaryota, Metazoa, Arthropoda, Insecta, Lepidoptera, Pyralidae. Gene Ontology annotation, biological process: negative regulation of transcription by RNA polymerase II.
AAAUACAAGAAUUAUAUGGCAACAUUUAAUUAAAUGUCGUCCGUAUUGUCUUCGCAACGCUGUGUUUUUGUUGGACUAUUUUGUUAAUAAAACAUAAUUCAAAGCGAAUGAUAUUGCUAAAUAACUUUGCGAGUGAGUAAUUAAUUUCCUAUCGCAAUGGAUGUUGACGAUUCGGCGGUGGACCUAAGUGUUAGGUCCUUACCUCCAGAGCUGAGUGAGCUCAGAGCUUUAACGGCUAGUGGAUUAACUAUCACUCCCGCUCAACCUCCGCCUCAUGGGUCGAGCGGGCGGCGGGUGCUGCGGCCGCGCGCGGAGCAGCGCAGCUACGCGGAGAGCCCCGACAUCGUGCUGCUGCCGGCCGCGCCGCCGCCGCCGCCGCCGCCGCCGCCGCUGCGGAAGCCCGACCUCUCCGCGCCGCCCUUCUCUGACCUGAGCAGCAAACUGAACUCGAGUUCUGUGAACGUGUCGAUAACGCCGGCCGCGGCGGCGCCGGAGUCCCCGCGCGACCCCCGCGACGAUGACUCCUCCGACGAUGAGAACGAACCGCCGCUGCUUUUGGCACACAAGGAGCUGCCGAGCUCGGAGAUCUGGGAGCGCGAGCGCCGCAUGCGCGCGCUGCGCGAGCAGCUGCGCGGCGAGGAGACGCGGCUGGUGCUGCUGCGCAAGCUGCGGCAUGCGCAGCGCGCGCCCUCUGUCGCGCCCGCCGCCAAGGACACGACGGGCACGGCGCUGGCGGGCAGCGGCUGCGUGGUGCCGCCCGGCGUCACGGUGACCCCUGCACCGCCGCCCGCGCACCAGCACACCAAGCGGCCGAGUGCGCACGUGAGCGUGACCAGCGCCCGCCGCUCCUCCAGUCUGCCCGGCGGCGCCACGCUCACCGCGGGCCCGCCGCGACCACAGUCGUCGUCGUCAGGCGGCGCUAGCAUCACCCCCUCGGUGACCAUCACCCCCGCGCCCCCUCCCGCCUCGCACCAGGCCUCUGCUAAGCCUGCUCAGGAUAAUUCGUCGGUAACCAGUAGUACCAGCGAUGCUGCCAGUUCGCGCAGCUCCGAGGACACGCAGACGCCGGCGCAGCGGCAGGCGGCCGCCAAGCUGGCUCUCAGGAAACAGCUGGAGAAGACUCUGUUGCAGAUCCCGCCCCCCAAACCGCCCCCGCCGGAGAUGAAUUUCAUUCCAUCUCCGAGCAACACGGACUUUGUAUACUUGGUGGGGCUUGAGCACGUGGUGGACUACCUCACCAACGAAGAUCGCAUGCCGCGGUCGUCGGUGCCGGCGGUGUGCGCGCAGUGCGGCUGCGACUUCACGCCGGUGUGGCGCUGGGAGCGCGCCCCCACCCAGCCGCCGCAGCCCCGCGCGCCGCGCCCGGACGCCACAUUCUCGGCCGCGCCCGCGCGCCGCUUGUGCGAACUCUGCGUCUCCGGGAACGUCAAAAGGGCUCUUAAGGCGGAGCACACGGCGCGGCUGAAGACAGCGUUCGUGCGCGCGCUGCAGCAGGAGCAGGAGAUCGAGCGCCGCCUCAGCGCCGCCGCCUGCUCCCCCCCCCCUCCGUCUGCGUCCGCGCCGCCGCCGCCGCCGGCGCACGCGCAUCGCACGCAGAUCAGCCGAGCGCCGCGCGCGGCCGCGUCUCCGGCCGCGCCCGCGUCGCCCGCCGCCAAGCCCGCCGCCGCGCCGCCGCCGCCCAGGAGCUCAUCAAUGACAUCGGAACUUCGCAGCCAUCACGCAGAGCGCUCGGACCAAGUUCCCGCCAAGAAAGGUAAAGGAUCGUCUUCAAGCAGCAACAGUCAAGGUAGCAGCAGCAAGCAUCAGCAGCUGGCGGCGGCGGCGGCCGCGCAGAUGGCCUUCGAGCAACACAGUGCUGCCGCCAUGCAGGCGUUACAGCACCAGCUGUUGAGAGGGCUGAGCGCGGCGCCGGGCGCGGCGGCGAUGUCGCCGGCCGCGACGGCCGCGGCGAUGAUGCAGUUCUCGCCGCUGCUCUACACCUACCAGCUGGCCAUGGCGCAGGCCUCCGCGCUCGGCAAGCGAUCGGGUAAGAGCGGCAGUUCUGGCAGCACGGCGGCGAUGGCGGCGGAGAUGCAGCGCGUGGCUGAGGCUCAGCGCCAGUAUCUGCUGGACAUGAUCCCCGGCCAGCACCAGCGCAACCCCUGGACCAACAACUGAGGUACGACAGAAAGAAAGCAUUUGCUAGAUCAGAAGAGAAUCUAAAAAUAAGGUCAAUCGCACACAGCAACACGGGGUUUUACACAUUAAUCACUGUAGUACAUAUCGACAGAUCACACAGAUUGAAUUGACCCCAAACUUUGACACGUUAUGGGAUACUAACUUAACGAUACAUAUUUUUUAAAUAGAUAAAAUUCAAGACCCGUCUUUAUAUCCCGUCGGAGUGCCGGAAAGAAAUCGUGCUUUUUGUCUGCACAUAAUCAUGGUAGUGUUAAAAUGUAAAUAUUAUGGACGAUUUUAUCAAUUGAUUCAUUUAAAACAAUGAUUUUUAAUACAAAAAUUGAUAAUAUCGUUCACAAUAUCUAUCCACUUUGUGAAUCAAACCACAAAGUUUUUUUUUUAUUUGUACAGGUGAGGGCAGAUAAAAUUUUUCCUUGUAAAAUAGGUUUCUUUGCAAAUGUACACAUGUACACAUUACAAAACUUGACCGACUUCAUGAUUAAGUAUAUGUGACGUUCCACAAGAAAUAAUGUACCUAACAUUAUGGAGGGAAAUUGCUUAGGAGCCAUUUCAUAAAUAAUGGCCGGGGCGGGGUGCUCUGGUUCCGUGUGUAGGGACACAUACAUAGAUAUCAGAUCUGCAGGCGUCGCAUACUAGUAACUCCUAUCCAUAUUUUUUUUUAUAAUUCCCAGAUAAUCCUAAACGUGUAUUUGAUUAAUAACUUUUUGUUGUGUAUCGGGACACAGGACAAAUGAAACGAUUCGUUGUUGGAAACAGACUGACGUUUAUAAAGACGAAGACAUAAGUCGAACCAUGACAGUGACGUGGGCUUGCCACAUUCGUAUGUAUCAUAGACAAUAUAUAACACUUAUAAAAUGGAGUGAAUAUUGUAGCGGGAACUCUUUCCCGCUACAAUAUUCAUCAAAUUCCUCUGAAUUUGAACUAAAGACGGGAAACAAUUCAAAUAAAUACUAAAGAAGAUGCGAUAAAAUGACUGAGAAAUUUGCUUAGUUAAAAGGCUAGUUAGUAUAUAAUCGCAAAUUAAAAAUGAGAUGUAACAAUUUGAAAAUCUUUCAAUGUAAUCAAUAAUCUCAAAUUCUCUCGAAAAGUUGCAAUAUGGGAGCUCCAAAAGUUAAAUCGUGCGCUGAAUUUCCAAUCGCUUCAAAGACGUUACACACAGAUGAGCACUGCCCUCCAUAAGAUAACUUUCCUCGUGGAACGACACAAAUAAAGAAAUGCCUAAAUCGUGAAUUACUAGUCGAUUAUGAUAAAAAAAACACACGUUAAAUUUUUACGUCGUUAGGUUUACAGAACCUACCUGAGAAAUUUUUAGAAUUUGAUUAUACAAUUUUUUUUAAUUUUGUCCAAAAGUUGAAAACGUGAAAUGAGACCCAUAUGUCUUGUGCGAUCAGACUAGUAUGUUAAGUAGAUAUUAUUAGUGGAUAAGGUAAUCUAGGAUCCGAUAAUCAAUUUUUCACUCAUAUACUUAAAGUCGUACGCAACUACUUGCCACUAAAUGGCGGUAGGUAGUCGUAAAAGUCAUGACUAAAGGCGAUUUGAAUACAUUCUGACACUGUUAGCUACACUCGAUAAAAAAAGAAAUACGGUGUCCUUCAAACGUAAAUUUGAAUAACACGCCUGGAGUGUUUACAUGUAAAGGGACACGCAUGGGCAGUUUUCGCUAGCAAAAAUUUAUACUAGUGCAUUAAUUAGUGAAAUUUAAGUAAAAACUUAAUUUUCGAAGUUUUGUAAAGGUUGUAAUUUUGAAAUUUAUUAGUAAGUAAAUCUGUGAAGAAUUGUUUUUUUGAAUCCUAACGUGUAAGUUACUUUAAAUAUUUUAACUAUAGAACAAUAAAUGCACAAAACUAUUGAAAUACGUAAAUCGUAUGUAAGAAUAAUGUUUGAGUGUGCUCUAAAUUAAGAUUCGAUUUUAUAUGAUGAUCAGUAAUUAUAAUAAAAGAUUAAGGUACGGAA